Messenger RNA from Purpureocillium lilacinum, 1074 nucleotides. RefSeq names its product allantoicase. Gene Ontology annotation, molecular function: allantoicase activity. Gene Ontology annotation, biological process: allantoin catabolic process. The record is from RefSeq and is a predicted model, not a curated record. NCBI's taxonomy places the organism in Eukaryota, Fungi, Ascomycota, Sordariomycetes, Hypocreales, Ophiocordycipitaceae.
AUGCCUUCCAUCGCCGACGAGUUCGACUACAAGCUUGACCAUGUCAAGACGACGUCGGUCAGCUCCGGCGACAUUGACAAGACGUUCCGCUCAAGUUGCAUUGACCUCGUCUCGGCCGCACUUGGCGGUAAGGUCCUCGCCUUCUCAGACCAGUGGUUCGCCGAGGCGGCCAACCUGCUGACACCCACUGCCCCCAUCCACCAGCCCGGCAAGAUGGUCUUCACAGGCGCCUGGUUUGACGGCUGGGAGACGCGCCGCCACAACGCCGACUUCGACUGGGUCGUCAUCCGCCUGGGCGUCGCCUCGGGCACCGUCGAGGGCAUCGAGAUCGACACGGCCUUCUUCACCGGCAACUACGCCCCCGCCGUCUCCGUCGAGGGCUGCUUCAGCGCCAACGACGACGAGGUCGUCUCGUGGCAGGGCGGCCGCGGCAAGUGGGAGACCAUCCUCGGCGUCGAGGAGUGCGGACCCUCGCAGCGCUUCGGCUGGAAGCUCGACAGCCCCUCGGGCAAGCAGUACACCCACGUCCGCCUCAACAUGUACCCGGACGGCGGCAUCGCCCGCUUCCGCCUCUUCGGCCACGCCGUCCCCGUCUUCCCCGACGACAAGGACGCCGUCUUCGACCUCGCCGCCGCCCAGAACGGCGGCGUCGCCGUCUCCUGCAGCGACCAGCACUUCGGCACAAAGGACAACCUCCUGCUGCCCGGCCGCGGCAAGGACAUGGGCGACGGCUGGGAGACGAAGCGCACCCGCGGCAAGGACCACGUCGACUGGGCCAUCAUCAAGCUCGGUGCCCCCGGCUACGUCCACAAGUUUGUCGCUGACACGGCCCACUACAGGGGCAACUUUCCGCAAAAGGUGGCCAUCCAGGCCCUGUCAUGGAAGGGCCAGGGCGAGCCCGGCGACAAGGACGCCGCCUGGCAGGAGGUCGUCGCCCCGACUAAGAUGGGGCCCGACGCCGAGCACGAGCUGGCCUGCGCCUCCGACAAGACUGCCUUUACGCACGUCAAGCUCAUCAUGAUUCCCGACGGCGGCGUCAAGCGGCUGCGGGCCUUUGGGAGGCGGGCCGUUUAA